Molecule: messenger RNA, 2025 nt
Organism: Myripristis murdjan (pinecone soldierfish)
Lineage: Eukaryota; Metazoa; Chordata; Actinopteri; Holocentriformes; Holocentridae
Product: G1/S-specific cyclin-E2-like
Exons: 12
Coding region: 228-1361 (377 amino acids)
Source: RefSeq, a predicted model, not a curated record
CACUGCUUCUCCCACAACACUCAUCCCUGUGUGAGUGUGUGUGGAGUGUUUUAUCCUUUAAAGCUGCACCUUACCCCAGUGUGUGACCGCCUCGGAGCUGGUCAGGUUAGCCGCCGGGCCGGUUCGUUUCCAGGGUUACCUCCAGCGGACUGACCGGAACCAGCUAGUGUUCAUGUUAGCUAACAUUAGCCAGCUUUAAGAAGCCAGCAGACUCACCCCUCAUAGUCAUGACGAGAAGAAGUAGUCACCUGCACAAAAGAUCUGAAAAUGCUCUGAUUCAGAAAGGCAAGAUAACCAGGCAAAGCAACAGAAGGAAGGCUCAGCCCUUAUCAAAACUACAGUGUGAGAAGAAUCAGCUGGUCCUCGAAGGUGUCGCUAGGCCCUGUGUUCUCAUUGAGACUCCUGAGAAGGGGAUCGGCGAGAUCUGUGAUGAACCGAGCCACGUGACCCUCACCUCCAGAGAGGUCGUGGUCCAGCCGACUCCUCUCCCUGCUCUGAGUUGGGGUUGCUCUGAAGAUGUGUGGGUGAAGAUGGUUGGCAAGGAGCAGAAGUACACACACAGUAAAAGCUUCCUGCAGCAGCACCCCAGAAUACAACCAAGGAUGAGAUCAAUCUUGCUGGACUGGUUAGUUGAGGUGAGCGAGGUCUACACCCUCCACCGGCAGACGUUCUACCUGGCGCAGGACUACUUUGACCGCUUCAUGCUGACCCAGGACGACGUUGAUAAGGGCAGCCUGCAGCUCAUCGGGAUAACGUGUCUUUUCAUAGCAUCAAAGAUGGAGGAAAUCUAUCCUCCCAAGCUCGCAGAGUUGGCAUAUGUGACAGACGGGGCCUGCUUUGAAGACCAGAUUCUUCAAAUGGAGUUGAUUAUUUUAAAGGCAUUAAAUUGGAACCUCUGUCCUGAGACGCCGGUGUCUUGGCUGAAGCUCUACAUCCAGAUGGCAUCGAUGAGCGACAACUCUGACCUCCUGGAGCCGCAGUUUUCACAGGACGUCUACGUUCAGAUCACACAGCUUUUGGACUUGUGCAUCCUCAGCAUAAACUCACUGGACUUCCAGUAUCGGGUUUUGGCCGCUUCAGUGUUGUGCCACUUCCUUCAUUAUGAGACAGUCCAAAAGGUUUCAGGUCUGUCGUGGGACGUCCUGCAGCCCUGCGUUGACUGGAUGGCCCCCUUUGUAGAAACUGUGGCCAGGUUUGACAGAGCACUACUGAAGGAUUUUGUGAAAGUGAAGCCAGAAGACAGACACAACAUCCAGACACAUGCAGACUACAUCAUGUUGCUGGAUGAAGUCAGUCACAGAGAGAUGGAGAGCCAGCUCCUCACUCCACCCAGCAGCACAGAGAAGACUUUGACUCACUGAACCUGAUCUGACUCUGAACUGAGGGAGCGCGGAGCACAGGCGGGCCAAACGGGCUCUCGUGUCCAGACGAGUGGACGACUGCCUCCAGCCAGCCGAGGAACUGCCAACGUCGACCAUCUGGGCGAGAGGUUGCUGCAAGACGCCGCUGCCAAGCAGCCAGAUCCUGCUGUUGUACAAUGUAAAACCUGACUGAAUGCAUAAUCCAGGAUAAUUUACAUGCUUGUGUUUUAUAGAAACUUGAAUCUUGGCAAAAAGCUUUUUGUCCAAAGAUCUGCACCAUCAGCUGGGUGCUGUGGGUAAAACAGUGGCAAGGAAAAGUAUUACUGAUCAGUUUUUAGAAGAAUCUGAAAACGAUACACACUAGAACAAAAGGUUUGUGGUUUGCUUGUUAUGAAUUACAUGUAUAGGAGAUGACAUUCCAUAAUUAGAUUUGAGAGGUGCAAUUGUUUAGUAAAUGAAAUUGUAUAUACCAACAGGUGAAAUCUGUUGGAACACUAUUUAAAGCUCCACUGAAAAUGUUCUCAAAUUAUUUAUAAUGGAUGCUGUUAAAACCAGGGCAUUGGUUGAUUCGCUCAGGGAGAUGAAACAUCACUCAUGAUAACUGUAUUUAUUUGAAAAUGUUUAUUUUCUACCACAAAAAUAAAAUGUACAUUUUUUUUCCCAA